UUUUGUGAAGAUCGUGGGGAUUGGUUUGGUAAUGUGUUUUUGUAAAUAUUUUUAAAAGUUCACACCAAACCGGUUUGAUCAAAGUACGCUUUUGGAAACUCCUUGAAACCUUGACGACAUAGUGGUUGAAUGACUGUAUUUUAAAUACCGUUUAAAUAUGUGGGAGGGGCUAAAUGGUUGGACCCCGCUGCCCCCGCGACUUAUACGCCGGGUUAACUACUUCGUUUCUUGGUAGAAAAAGCUCAAAUCUUUUUUUUCAUAUAUUUUUCCUAAAAAUUUAUUAAAAUAAUUUCAUUUUAGAUGGAUAUUAAAUUUACCGGUUCAAUAGACGAUCAAGAACAUACACAAAACUUUUCUGUAAAAAUUGACCAAGUCACUUUGCGUGUUAGUCCUUCAAUUAUUCGUUUAUUAAGUGCUGUGAGUGCUCAAUUUUCAGAGCAUCAACGAAAGGAUCAAGAAGCAAAAUCAGCCCGAGCAAUUUUAAGAGAAUAUCAAGACUAUUGGAAACCUCGAGUAAUUGAGAACGAUAAAUAUUGGUGGUUCCAAUUGGGAAAUGAUUCUGUUGUUGAAGAAACGGCUGAAGAAGUUGCGGAAACUACGCAAAUUGUUAUUAAUCAAAAGGCUGAUUUCACUAUUAAACAAUUUAUUGUGACUGUUGAAGCUGGAAUGAAAGAUUUUACUCGUCCAAUGAUUUUAUUGGAGAGUGCAAUGCUUGGAUCAGCUAAAAAUUGGUCGACUCAAUUAAUUGCGGAGGCAGAAGCUAGACUUCAAAUUUCAUAUUAUAAUGAGGCUUUUAACGUUUGGGAGCCGUUAAUUGAACCGGUAUUACAUCAAUAUGAAGGAUGGCAGAGUUGGAGACUUACAUUAAAGAUAAGUUCACAAUUAGAAGAAGACACAAAUUCACAACAACAACGUCAAGGAACGUCAAAAUCUAUCAAAGACAAAAUUAACCAGAAAAAAGCUGUUCUUCCUCCUAAAAUGGCUUUAAUUUUUGAAGCUAGAGAAAUGAUGAAUAUUACUUCUUUCGAAAAAGCAGCAAAACAAAUUAGUCCACCAAAAAGUCGUCAUUUACCUGGUUCUUCAAGUUAUAUGUUACUUAAUGAAACUGGACUUGAAAUAAAAAUAUGUAAUACGUCUACUUUGAAGGCUAGUCAAAAACAAACAGAUUUGGAAUGCAAUAGAGGCGAAUAUAUCCCAUUAGAAUUAAUUGAAAAUGAUAAUAAUAAUGGAAGUGAAAAACAAUUAAGUGCUGGUAAUUGGCAAAUGAAAGAAGAUCAAAGACACGUAGAAUUACAAUUAAAAAUAGAGGAACCAAAAACUGAAAGAAUUGUGAAUAUUUUGAGAGCUGAAAUGCAAUGUAUUGAUUUACCUAAAGAAGCUGAUUCAGGUAGAAAAUGGGCUUUGGUUGUUGAUACACAACUUGAAGAUUCUCGACAUUUAGUUGUUUUGCGUUCUCCAGUCAAUGUUAUUAAUCGAAUGGAUAUGUCUGUUGAAUUUCAAUCACACAAAGAUUUGGAAACUACUUUUUGUGGUGUUUCUGCUAUUGAUAGUCGUCCUUUAAAUAUUCCAUUGCCUCAACUUUAUACUCCGGACGGGGAAUUUUCUAUUCGUCCGGAGGGAGGAAUUUAUGACUGGAGUGACCUAUUUUCUUGGCAUGAUUUUGACAAUGUAAAACGCAAAACUGUUCGUUGUGGUAAAAAGGGUGUUGAACAUGAAGCUAUUUUUAUUGAAAUGGUUGUUACCGAAGAAAAAAUUCGACGUGGGGCAAAAUCUUUAGAAUAUUCAAUUUAUACAAUUAAUUUAUUUCCACCUAUACAUUUUGUUAAUUUGUUGCCUUUGUGCUUGGAAAUUGUUGAACCUAUUCGACGUGAAGUAACUAGUGGAGAAGGAGUUGAUUUGUACAAUUUAAUUGCUGGGAUGCCUUUUGUUUUGAAGCUUGAAAAUGGAGGUGAAAUUUAUAAAAUGAAAAUGACUAUUCCAGAAGUUGGACAAAGAAAUGAUUUGACCGUUAUUAAACUUUUAAGUGAAACAUCAAAUAAAGAAUUGUGUCUUGGAUUAAAUUGGAGUAUUGAAUUUCUUCGAACAACACUUUCUCUUUUUACUCCUUACUGGAUGGUUAAUGAUACUGGAAAGGAGUUAAUUUAUCAGGGACCUAUCGAAAAGUCAAUUCAAACAACUCCACAAGCACAUCAUCUACGUGCAAGUAUAUUUGGGCAGUGUUGUACUUCUAUACUUCCAAAAUCAUUUACAGAGGGAGAAAAGCAAGCAAAACAUUCAGAAAUUAAACAUUUACCAAAUCAAAACCCAAUAAUUUUGCCACUAAAUGAAGAAGAUUUUUAUGAAAAAAAGAAGGCAAAAUUGAGAAUUUCUGAUUCUGAAUGGUCUGCAGAAUUUCCUUUAGAUUCUGCUGGAAGUAGUGGAAGAAUAACUUGUCAUUCUGAAAAGAAAGAUUUUGAGUUAACUGUUGAUGUCAAAUUAUGCCAAUCUGGAUUAACUAAAGUAGUUACAAUAUCCCCAUUUUAUCUACUUCAAAAUGACAGUAAAUAUUGUAUUGAAGUUAGAGAACCUAAUAGAAAUGAAUGGAUUGUUAUGCCACAAACUUCUGUUAUUGGUUUUUGGCCUGAACAAAAAGAAAAGCGAAAAACAUUAAUUGCACGUUUUCCAAAAACUAAAGAAGAAUCUAUUCAAUUUCCGUUUACAGAAAAUUUUGAAGGUUUUGCGAGAGUUAAAAAUUCUUUUAUUGGUUUUUACAUAAUUGUUUCGCUUUCUGAUGAUUCUUCAGUUAUUAAUAUUGAGCAAUUUAUGCCUGGAAUGGUACCUGCUAUUUUAAUGAAUGCAACAAAAUUUUCAAUAAAAUAUUGGCAAGCAGAGGUUGAAGAGGAAAAAACUUUGGAACCUGGACAAGUUAUCCCAUUUUCUUGGGAUUGUUUAAUUACUAAAGAAGCUCGUCUUUUUGAAUGGAAAUCUGGAGAUCAUUCUGGUUCUGAUGAAUUGCUUCAUAAUCGAGAUUCUUCCUAUCUUCCUUCAAGAAAUGCUGGUUAUCAUUUUUGUGUUUCUUUUCUUAAUGGAAGACAACGUGUUGUUUUGUUUACAAGUGAUGCAAGUAUUUCAAUGUUAGCACAUGAACCUUUUGAAUUUGAACAACCAAAUAUGCACGUUGAAUUUCGUUUACAUGGAGUUGGGAUUUCUUUAGUAAAUAAUCAUAAAUGUAUUGAAGUACUUUAUAUGGCUAUAUUACCAGGUCAAGGUCAGAGGGACGGUUUUUGGAUGCAAUAUCGUCAAACAGACCAUCAAACAACUCUUUGGGUUAAAUUACACAAUUUUCAAAUUGAUAAUCAACUUCCAUCUUCUAUUUUUCCUUGUAUGUUAGCUAUGGUUCCGCAGCCUAAAAGUGUUGUUAAAGAUGCCCCAAAACCCUUUUUGGAAUGUUCUUUUGUCAUGAACCAAUCAGAACAUUCAAAUAUCGUCCAAAUCAAAUUACUCGAAGCUUUAGUACAAGAAUUUUCUGUUCGAAUGGAUCAAUCACUUAUUAAUGAAAUCCUUGAUAUGUUCCCUAAAGAAAGUAUUGAGACUGAUUAUAAUAAGGAAGCAUUUUCUAAAGAUUUGGAAUUAACUAAAGGAAAUUUAAAUAAAAGAGCUUUACAAACAAGAAUAUCGCAAGCAAAAGCUUAUUAUGAACGUUUACAUAUUUCUCCAUUAAUGAUUCAUCUAAGUUUUUCACAAGGACAUGUUAAAGAAGGUGAUAAGGAUGCUGCUGGUAUUCAAUGGGAAUUUUUAAAUUUAAUGUUAAAAAGUGUUGGUGUAACAUUAACAGAAAUUCAAGAUGUUACUUUUAAAUUAGCAUUUUUCCACCGUGAAGCAGCUUUUUAUAGCCGUACACAAUUACAAGCAGAAAUUCAAUCUCAUUAUAUUAAACAAUUUAUUAAACAAGCUUAUGUUUUGAUUUUGGGAUUGGAUAUAAUUGGAAAUCCUUUUGGAUUAAUUCGUGAUUUAACUGCUGGUGUUCAAGACUUUUUCUAUCAACCUAUACAAGGGGCCGUUACCGGGCCUUUAGAAUUUGUUGAGGGAAUGACUUUGGGUGUUAAUAGUCUUUUUAGUCACUCUGUUGGAGGCGUUUUAGGGGCAGCUUCACGAAUUACUGGAACUUUAGGAAAAGGAGUCGCUGCCUUAACUAUGGAUGAAGAAUAUCAACGUAAACGUUUACAAGCUAGACAACAACCUACAAAUUUCGGUGAAGGAAUGUUUAGAGGUGUUAGGGGUGUUGGACAGGGAGUAAUUGAUGGUGUUACUGGAGUAAUUUCUAAACCUGUUGAAGGGGCAAAGAAAGGAGGCGUUUCUGGUUUUUUAAAAGGAACGGGCAAAGGAUUAAUUGGUGUUGUUACAAGACCUGUUUCUGGAGUUGUAGAUUUGGCUACAUCAAUGGCUGAUUCUGUUAAGACAGUUGUUACAAAUGCAGAAGAAAUUAGACCAAUACGGCCCCCUCGAGUUAUUACAAAUGAUAAAAUUGUCCGUCCAUUUGUUUAUGCAGAAGCUAUUGGAUAUAAAAUAUUUAAAGAAAUUAACAAAGGUGAUUUUGCCGAAACAGAUUGUUAUUUAGCUGAUGGGUCAAUUUCUAAACAUUUGGUUAUUGUUGUUACUGACAAACGCGUAAUUGAAGCAAGACAACACGAAUUAACUGGGAAUUGGAAUGCUGAUUGGAGCCCAACUUAUUCUGAGAUGAAUAAACCUGAAUGGUUUAUUGAUGAAACUAAUGGUCUUAAAUAUGGUGUCAAAAUUUCAUUAAAAGAAGCUAAACGUGGAACUUUCUCUUUAUUGGGACGUCCAAAAACAAAGGGAAAAUUAAUUCUUUUCCAAACGGAAGAAAUUGCAAAACGUGUAUUUGAUAGAAUGUUGAGUGCUUGGGAAAAUUCAGCAUAA
Messenger RNA from Meloidogyne enterolobii, 4917 nucleotides. The record is from the annotation of a GenBank genome assembly. Lineage: Eukaryota; Metazoa; Nematoda; Chromadorea; Rhabditida; Meloidogynidae.